GGCGCAGACAGCGUGCAGAUUUAUAAUGGGCCAGAAACUUGAACCUUUAUAAACCUUGCGUCCACCUAAUUUGUCCCCACCUAUUCCAUCUUCGUACCUGUCCAUUUUUUCUUACCUCUCCCAUUGUAGAGGCUCUGGAGUCAUCAUGCACGCCCAUUUAUCUAUCUUUCUCCUUGUGCCUUUCUUUGCUUCAUUCGCAGUCGCUGGUCCGACUUUCAGACCUGGGAACACCACAAACCACUUACCCGUAGUCAAAGAUAAACCAUGCGCCAACAACAUUACCACAAAAACCACCACUACAGCUUCUACCAUGUGCAACACCGGCACUCUCCAAUGCUGUAGCAGUACUCAGAGUUUAAGCGACUCGAUGAGCUUAUUGAGUGGUCUUCUUCCACUCGGCGCGGUUAUCGAAGGCUUGGUCGGUAUGGGAUGCUCGCCCAUACUUCCUAUGGGCGUUGGUUCAGGCACUAGCUGUAACCAAGAACCUGUCUGUUGCAGCGGUGAUACAUUCGGCGGUCCCUCUGGUAUACUUAACCUCGGCUGUUCUCCUAUCAACGCAUUAAAACUAUAGUGACUCCAUUCACCAUGACAAGCGAGAGAGUGAGUCGUAAACGAAGAGUGUAGGUUAGCGAAGAGGACGAAGGACACUUUCAUUUUAUUUUUUCUCUCUUCAAACUAUGCGCAUACAGGCGAGUACAACAUUGUAAUGCUUUCGAAUUUCGAUAUGUUCCAUAAUCCAGAUGAUACAAUUAUUUUUUCAUGUGACGGCCAGACUGCGCCUUCUGUAGUGCAGGGAUUUUUUGGAGCACCAUAACUUCAACAGUACCAUACUAUGAUUUGCCGAGUCGAACCAGCCAGUAUGAUAAUGAGAGCCGCAUCGGCUGGCUAGCAAAGGGU
Serpula lacrymans var. lacrymans S7.9 is the source of this 897-nucleotide messenger RNA. It is a transcript of the gene slh13, whose product is annotated as hydrophobin. Gene Ontology annotation, cellular component: fungal-type cell wall. Bases 146 to 571 code for a protein of 141 amino acids. The transcript is spliced from 3 exons. Lineage: Eukaryota; Fungi; Basidiomycota; Agaricomycetes; Boletales; Serpulaceae. Gene Ontology annotation, molecular function: structural constituent of cell wall. The record is from RefSeq and is a predicted model, not a curated record.